CGAUUGAAUUCUGCUCUCAUCUACGACCGUGACUUCAGUUACAACUAUUUUGGAUUCAAGACACUGGAACGUUCCUAUUUACUCAAAAUGGAUGGAAAAGUGGCUGAGCGCCCUCAACAUAUGUUGAUGAGAGUGGCUGUAGGUAUUCAUGAGGACAACAUUAAUGCUGCUAUUGAGACAUACAACUUGCUAUCGGAGAAAUGGUUUACACACGCUUCCCCUACACUGUUCAAUGCUGGGACAUGCAGACCACAGCUUUCUAGUUGUUUCUUGCUGACCAUGCACUCUGAUAGUAUAGAGGGUAUCUAUGACACCCUCAAACAGUGUGCCCUCAUAUCCAAGUCUGCAGGAGGCAUUGGGCUCAAUGUUCACAAUAUCCGUGGUACCGGAAGCUACAUUGCUGGGACAAAUGGAAUUUCCAAUGGCUUGCUUCCUAUGUUACGGGUGUACAACAAUACUGCCAGAUAUGUCGACCAGGGCGGCAACAAGAGACCUGGAGCUUUUGCUAUUUACCUGGAGCCUUGGCAUUGUGAUAUGUUCGACUUUUUGGACUGUAAAAAGAAUACAGGGAAGGAAGAAAAUCGAGCCCGUGACCUGUUUUACGCACUCUGGAUACCAGACUUGUUCAUGGAGAGAGUACAGGACAAUAAAGAUUGGACUCUGAUGUGUCCUGCUGAGUGUCCAGGUCUCGCGGACUGUUGGGGGGACGAGUUUGUGGAGCUAUACACCAAGUAAGA
Molecule: messenger RNA, 737 nt
Organism: Pecten maximus
Lineage: Eukaryota; Metazoa; Mollusca; Bivalvia; Pectinida; Pectinidae
Product: ribonucleoside-diphosphate reductase large subunit-like
Exons: 6
Biological process (GO): deoxyribonucleotide biosynthetic process; DNA replication
Cellular component (GO): ribonucleoside-diphosphate reductase complex
Molecular function (GO): ribonucleoside-diphosphate reductase activity, thioredoxin disulfide as acceptor; ATP binding
Source: RefSeq, a predicted model, not a curated record